Messenger RNA from Chelmon rostratus (copperband butterflyfish), 3736 nucleotides. RefSeq names its product cytokine receptor-like factor 3 (gene crlf3). The record is from RefSeq and is a predicted model, not a curated record. The transcript has 9 exons. Bases 112 to 1449 code for a protein of 445 amino acids. Gene Ontology annotation, molecular function: protein binding. NCBI's taxonomy places the organism in Eukaryota, Metazoa, Chordata, Actinopteri, Chaetodontiformes, Chaetodontidae.
CUUGAGCAAAACUUUGGCAUAUCUCGCGGUGGUGUGGCGGCGGCUACGAGCUGAUUCACAACUUUCGGGACGAAAUGGCGACCAGAAAGCACUAAAACAGGAGGCAGGAGGAUGUCUGUGGAGGUGGACGUGCUGCUGCAGGAGGCGAAAGAAAGCAUCGAGGCGGCCCAGAACUACCGCAGCGAACUCCAGCAGCGCCUGCAUGGCCUCAACCAGGCCCGCAAACAGGUCCGGGGCAGCUCGGGUCAGGCCCGCGAGGUCCUCCGCCGGCACUUCGCCGAGCUGCAGGCGGCGGCGAGUCGUUUGUUGACGGAGCGAUUGACCUCCCUGCUGGCCGAGGUGGACGCCAUCGAGGCGGACAGCGUCAAACCGCUGGACGACUGCCAGAGCCUCAUUGAGCACGGCGUGGGCCAGGCUGACGAGCUGCUGCGAGAGGGGGAAGCAGCUCUGCGUUGUGGUCUUGGGGAGAAGGAGGACAAGCUGGGCAGUUUCACCAAGAAGGCCAUGCACAUCCAGCUGGACAGCCUGCCGGAGGUGCCAGCGCUGGUGGACGUCCCGAGUGUUUCCGCCCAGCUGGACGACUCCCUGCUGGGUCUGCUGAGGGACCGUGUGUCCCGCCACGGCUCCGUCUCCUCCCACCCGCCCGUCCAGAUUGAAGAGCUGCAGGAGAGACCCGGCAGCAUCCUGGUCCGCUGGUGCAAGGUGGACGAGGACUUCGCAGCGGCAGAUUACCGGCUGCAGUACCGGCGGUCUGGCAGCGGGGGGAGCCAGUAUGAGGACGCCUACAUCGGUCGGGACUGCGAGUUCCUGGUUCUCCACCUCGACCCUCACACCGAUUAUCUGUUCAGGGUCUGCGCCCGCGGGGAGGGUCGCACCGAGUGGAGCCCCUGGAGCAUCCCACAGACCGGACACACCACCCUGGCACCUCACGAGUGGUGUCCGGGCACUGAGGGCUACAUCCUGAGCAGCAGGAGAAACAUCGCUCUGCGCAACGACUCCUCCCUGUCGCGCUGCUCCGUCCUUUACUCCAACGCACCCACAUACUUCUGUGGCCAGACUCUGACCUUCAAGAUUUCUGCAGCAGGUCAGACGGAUCGGAGGGACAGUCUGGGCGUGUGUGUGGACAGCCAGAGGGGGGCGGAGUCUCUUCAGAGGGACCAGGCCGUCUGCAUCUCCACCAAUGGUGCCGUGUUUGUCAAUGGUAAGGAGAUGACCAACCAGCUGCCCGCCAUCACCGUGGGCUCCGCUGUCACCUUUGACAUGGAGGUGGUGAACCUGUUUCCCAUCAGCAACAACAACCUGAGCGAGGGCGGCAACUUCAAGCUGAGGGUGACCAUCGGCUCGGGGAACCGGGAGGUGGUGUUCGACUGGCUGGUGGACCAGGCGGUGGACUGCCUCUUCUUCGGCUGCUCUUUUGUCCACUCCGGCUGGAAGGUGCUCGUGUUUUAAAGGCUCGACGGGAGAUGGAUCCUCGAAUCUGCUGGAGUUUCCGAGUCCGUCACGCCGGCUCGGUCUCAGUUUAAACUCUUCUGUCCUGUAGUUUUUCCUCGCGCACCCGACGGGCCGACGGGCCGACGAGUCUGGACCAGUCUGUCAUUUCCCCCCCAGAACAGAUCCUCAGUCAGUACGCCCCUGCAGCUUUCUGCACGAAUCCGUUUCCCCGUGUGCAUGUGAACGCACCGUCUGCAGCUGGGAGGAAACGUGAUUGAUCCCGAUUGAUCCAGACUCUGUUUAAACCCCGUCAGCGUGCACCUGAUGCUCCACCCAACAGCCUCACAAGCCCAGCGAUGGUCCAGGUCUUCCUCGGUCUUCAGGGAGCCACGUCAGAGGACUGAUGUGUGUGUUCGUCACAGCUUCUUGGCUUUUAGCUUGAAUCUCGGCCUUCUGACACAGUCGGCCGUUGUUUACAGCUUGUUUUUUUUUUUUUUUUUAAUCUGGCAUCUCCCUCGCUGUGAGGAAGACUUAUCUGUGCAUCGUCUUCAUUUCGCCAUGGCAACAGGAGGUUCUACUCAUCUUCUUUAGAUUUUUUUAUCUUAACAAAAACCCGUCACUGUGAAAGUCACACCUCAUCUUGUGUUUUUCUUUGCUUCCUAAAGUCUUCAUCUGAGUUUAAAGGGACAGUUCACCAAAAACACAAAGAGGCCUCAGCUCGUCUGUCUGUCAGUAACCAGACAGACGCUUAAAAGAUCAAACUGUGUCUCAUUUCUCUUUUGUUUCCUGUAUUUUUCCUGCUAAUGUCGUGUCUUCAGUUAGCUUAGCUCAAAGUCGGAUCUCUGAGCCAAUCAGAAGCUGUUGGUGAGUUAGCGGAUAAGCUUCACUGUCAGAGCAGCUCGGCUUAUUAUUAUUUAUGUAAAUUCCAACAGUUUUUGGCCCGAAGUCUUUAGAUUGCGACUUACGUUCGUUAUUAUCUCAACACAAAGUGUUUUCUUGCGAUCACAACUUUAAUUUUCACAUUUUAAUACUGUAGCUCUGAUCUGAUGUCGUCCUCGUCUCAGAGGAACGACGCCUUCAAUCCAGAGGUAAUGACACAGGAAGCUGAGCGUUCAGGAGAUCGUCUAACAUGUCUGCGUUUCUCUAUGUUGUUUGUUCGUGAACUGAGUCAUCAGAUGUGAUUCGUCGUGUUUCUGACGGGACGGACGACGUUUCUGGCUGAACUGUCGACUUUAAAAUAAUCAAACUGUUACUUUGAACUGUUUUAGCUUUUCUGCAUCGACAAUCCGAACAGUAUUUACGAAACAUGUUGUUUUAGUGUUUUAGCUCCACGUAUGAGGGCUGGUCAUCGGACCCGAUCAGCCUCAUUCAGUCCAGUUUACACCGUCUGACUCGUUACUGCUGUUAAUUGAGAGGAGGAUUAAUGUGAGUGUCCUCUUCUUCUGUGGUAGUUUGACCUGAGAGCAACAGAAAAACAGAACAGAAAAACAAGGCUUCCUUCCUUAAACUAGUGUCGUGUACAAUAUUUUAACUACAGUAUGUCAAAACAUUGGCAUCAAGCCUCCAGCUCUGUACUCAAACAUCAGAGGGGUGUCUCCUCAUUUCACUCUCAGCAGGAAAAUAAACAAGCAAGUUUCCCAAAAUAUCAAACUUUUCCUUUAAAGACAAAAACUCUCUAACUCUGGUACGUCAUCUUCCAUCAUGGCUUCGCACCAGAUUUCUGUCUCUCCACGAAUGUAUUUGUCUGCUGUCAGUUUGUCUUUGUCGGCCUGUCUGGUGGCGUGAAGGUCGAUGAUGAUGAUGAUGCUUCUGCAGCAUCGUCGGUUGUGCUACAUAUCUUCUGUGAUGCCAAGCAAAGUCGUCUUUUUGCAACAUUUUGUCUCAGAAUAAGUAUUAGUGGGUGUUUCUCCUGCACACAUGGAGGACUGUUGAUGACACAGGAAGCUGUCAUGGCGCACAUUCACCAUCACAGACUCUCUUCAUCUCAUUCUUCAUGGAUGUUUCCUUGUUUUUCAGCUGAUCUGAGGUCAAUGUUUUGUCUUUGUGGAGGACAGUGGAACCCUGCAUGGGUCCAGUCGAUGGUACAGAUUUCCUGAAACCAGUGAACACAACCUGAGUGUCUUCUUCUUCCUGCCUGAAGGAGGGAAACCAGUGACUAAACUGAAGCACUGAAGCAAACCGUGUGCUUCAAAGCGUUUGACUGUCAAAACAGUGACACCUGCUGGUCAAACGUUUGCAUUGCAUUUGUUCUCACUGCUGUCAUCCUUCGUAUUUUGUUCAAUAAAGGUCAAAUCAUGAAAACUGA